Messenger RNA from Hydractinia symbiolongicarpus, 2071 nucleotides. Its product is annotated as U3 small nucleolar RNA-associated protein 6 homolog. The record is from RefSeq and is a predicted model, not a curated record. NCBI's taxonomy places the organism in Eukaryota, Metazoa, Cnidaria, Hydrozoa, Anthoathecata, Hydractiniidae. Gene Ontology annotation, biological process: maturation of SSU-rRNA from tricistronic rRNA transcript (SSU-rRNA, 5.8S rRNA, LSU-rRNA). The transcript is spliced from 23 exons. The coding region runs from base 66 to 1853 and encodes 595 amino acids. Gene Ontology annotation, cellular component: Pwp2p-containing subcomplex of 90S preribosome; small-subunit processome. Gene Ontology annotation, molecular function: protein binding; snoRNA binding.
CAAAUUUCUUUCAUAUUUUCCAGUUAUAAUAUUGUAUUCACUUGUAUAUCAUUUGGUACGUCAAAAUGGCUGAAGUUGUAUUUCAAAGUUUGGAGGGAAUGCUUCCUGAAUUGGAAGAUCUUGAACGGCAAGGCUUAUUUACAAGAGAAGAGUUAAGGAUCAUAAUUAAACGAAGAACUGAUUUUGAAUACAAGUUACAAAAACGAAUCAUGGAUAAAGUUGAUAUAUUGAAUUACUUAGAGUACGAGUUAAAAUUGGAUUUGCUGCGGAAGAAAAGGUGCAAGAGAUUAAAAUUAAAACCUUAUUCCACGUCAGCUCUGGCUGUGACAAACAGAAUACACACACUCUUCAGGAAAGCACUGCUAAAGUUUGGGGAUGAUUUAAAGUUAUGGAUGCAAUAUUUAGAUUUUUGCAAGAAAACAGAAAGUGUUCGCGCAAUGGGAUCUGCGCUUGGAAAAAUGAUUCAAAAACAUUCUUCAAAUCAAGAAGUGUGGUUACUAGCUGCAAAAUUUGAAUUAGAAGAAGCAAAUAAUGUGGAAAAUGCAAGGUCAUUGUUACAGCGUGCAUUACGUGUACAUAAAUUGUCUAAGAAGCUGUGGCAUGAAUCAUUUCGUCUUGAACUACUUCAUGUUGAUAAGAUCAAAAAACGAAGAAAAUUACUUGGAGUUGGUGGAAUUGAGCUCAAGGACAUUGAUGAAAAUGAACCAAAAGAAUUGGAUUCGUUUUUAGCAAAUAAAACAGCAAGAAUUGUUUUUGAAAAUGCAAUCAAAAUUAUUCCAGAUGAUUUACGGUUUCGUUUGGAUUUCUUGAAUGUGUGUGCACGUUUUGAAGAUACAGACGAACUGGAGGAAGGGAUAUGUCAAAGCGCACUUGCUGAUUAUCGAGACGAGGAAGAAAUUCAUGAAGCUAUCUCCAAACUACCUCUUAUACGGUUAAAAAAACAACUAGACAGAAUUAUAAAAGAUGAAGAAUGGAUAAAAUCAGAAGACGACAUGAGCAAACGAUUUCAACAAGCUGUUACAAAACUAAAUACUUCAAGCAUGUGGGAAAAAUAUUUGAAUGCAUUUGGUGAAUUGUUGCACGAAAGCACAUCUCCACAACAAGCGAAAAGAAGGAUAGCUUUAAUAAAGAAUAUAUUUGCAUCUGCGGAGGAGAACAAACUUGCCACCGAAUCAAUGUAUAUUUUUUGGAUUGAUCUCCUGGUUGAGCUUGGUGAUACAUCUGAAGCCAUGAAAUUUUUGUGUAGAGCCCUUGAAAUGUAUAAACAAAAUGCUUUACUUUGGAAAACCUAUCUUCUUUUGAAAGCUGGCGAGACAGAUCAAUGGAGCGAGUUAAAAAACGAAUUCAAAAAAUGCACAUCCACAUUAAACCAAGGUUGUUCAGAAAUAUAUCAAAUGUAUAUAGACUGCGCCAUGAAAGUUGAUGUGGAAGAAACAGAAAGAAUAUUUGAGGAACUGAUGAAUGGAGAGCAAAAAGAUUUAAAAAAUCUCUUCUUACCGCAGUAUCUGGACUGGUUACACAGCACGAAGGGUAUCAAGAAAACAAGAAAAGUUUAUAAAAAGUUACUUCAAUUAUCCAGUGAACUAGAAGUCAUCGAGAAAUGUUUAAGCAUUGAAGAAUUGCAGGACGAUGUCAGCGUAAAACAUGUCCGCUCUCUCCACGAGAAAGCUGUCGAUGACUAUGGAAACAAUAAUGCAGAUGUCUGGCUGUCUUAUUUAAAGUUUGAAAAACAACUUCAAGCUAAUGACUUAGAACGCACUGGUAUGAUAUACAACAAAGCGAGGAGAACAUUAGAGGGGAAGCACAACGCUGAAUUUUUAACAAGAUACUCCUUACUACAAUCAACGCAAUAAUAAAACGAAGCACGUUCAUAAGAUAAGUGUGUAAUGUUGGACAAUCUAUGCUUGCUACAUAAUGUACUGCGAUGUAUGCGCUGGACGAUCUUUUCGGGAAGUAUUGUUUCUUCACCGGAACAAAAACUCGAUGACGUAAAACAUGACCUAACAUAGUGACAUUUUAAAAAACUGAAUCAUGUUAUGUUAGGUUGAUCGUAAAUAAAGUAAAAACUCCA